Molecule: messenger RNA, 7759 nt
Organism: Branchiostoma belcheri (Belcher's lancelet)
Lineage: Eukaryota; Metazoa; Chordata; Leptocardii; Amphioxiformes; Branchiostomatidae
Product: TPR and ankyrin repeat-containing protein 1-like
Molecular function (GO): ATP binding; protein binding; metal ion binding
Source: RefSeq, a predicted model, not a curated record
GGGAGCACUGAAAAGCUCCACACCGCCAACGGCAAGCCGAGCACAGCCCAGUCAACAACUUGUUCCUCCGCGUACAUCUAAACAUGUAGCUAAGCAGACCAAAGCACACAUGACUCCAUUUGAACGUGCUGGGACUCCGCUCGACUACCUAAAAGAGGGCGAUCGUAGAAGACAGCUUUUGAAACCACGCAUCAAGAAAGAAACAGAACCAAAAAAACGUCGGGACAACGCUAAAAAUGCUACCUCCCACAGGACGGAUGAACGUACGACAAGCAACCGUGCUGCCCAAAUCGUAGGCAGCUGGGAGGACGCAGCAGCGGCAGGGGACAGUAAAACGUCGGCAGAAGGAAAGGCAUCAUCUAAAGCAAAGAAGAAAUCAGACAAAGAAUGCAUUAAAACCCGUAUUCUUGGUUCCAUUUUAACCAUUCCAUUGCCAAGUAAGGAGGAAACUGAAGAGAGGCUUCUUCGUCGUGUUAGGCAGAAACCCUACCAGACCACAACCCCAGUACCGUGCACAAGGCCAGACGACGAACAGUUACAAGGCAAGCCACAGGACCCAGACGAGAAAACAGAGGCUGACCAGUCACUAUACACCGUGGCUCAGGAAGUAAAACCACCAGAAAGUUGUGCUAAGCCAGAGGAAGCUAAGGAGCUACCAACGGCAGACACCAGGUACGAUGUUUUUGACAAAGAUCUGCCAUGGGAAGUGGAAUGUACUGAUAAGGUAAAGAAGAUUCUGAAGAAGAAGAGUUUUCCCUACGAUAUAAAGAAACGCGUCGUAGAGAAGGUAAACCGACUUGCAAAGGGAGAGUGGAUCAAUAACUUGACCAAGAAGGUUCGCGGGCCACCACAAGAAGAAGGAAUGCAGUUGUUUGAAGCAAAAAUAGACAAAGCUUCCAGGAUCCUGUGGGAGCUAGCUAUUGCCUUUUCCCCACGCCUCAGCGAUGAUCCAGCAAAAUGGUUGAAGGGGGUACAACAAGCAGAAGAGUGCACCACUCUGACCUCCGGGGGUCGAAUCUACACAGAGAUCAUCCGACUGUGGGAUAUUGUGCUUCAUCAUGAUGACCUUGACCGUGCUAUCCAGCAGGCAGUGAAGUCAUUUGUGCGGGGCAAAGGCAGCAUGCCCAUCGCAAAAAAGAAUCUCAUAGGACGUACAAACCUGCAAUUCAAAUCAGGUCCAACAGCAAAGGAUAGGCUCCCAAUGUUGUUUACUGAGAAAGAAGUCACCACCAGUCCUAAAGAGAUCCCAGAGGAACAGCAGUUCUUCCCUGUGGCCAGUUCGAACGACAAUGAGUACAACAUUCUCAAGUUCUAUUGCUUUUCAUCCUCCCUGGUCAACAAUAUCCUUCGAGACGACAGCCUGCCGGUGGAGUUUCCCUUCAAAGUGACCGACCUGGAACACGCCAUUGUCCAUCUGAACGCUCAGCCCCCCUCUUCGAUCCUAUUACUCGGGCGAAGCGGGACAGGGAAAACAACGUGUUGCCUAUUCCGUCUUUGGAACGCGUAUUUGUCCUACUGGACCAAGAGUGCUGCCCAUGGUUUUGAACCGUGGAUUCCCAAAAGUAAAGCGUACAUUCCACGGCGCAACAAAGGAAGCGAGGAAAAUGACAAUGAAGAAAAUGGGGAAGAAUCAGGUGUCAUUCCAGACGAAGAUAGUGGAUCUGAAGAGGAGACUUCUACAAAAGACAAAAAGAAUGUAAAUGUCCACGACGAGGACAGCCACAGUCUCCAAACGUAUCAUUCAAGACCCAAAGUGGACCUCUCCGUGGAGAAAGUCGAUGAUGGGGACGAAUCACUCCACUCGGAGAUGACCAAACGUGACUGGAAAGAACCUGAACCCGGAGAGAAUCUGGAAACUGGUGAGCAGGAGGUUGAGCACCUUCAUCAGAUCUUUGUGACGAAGAACGCCGUACUGUGCAGCGAGGUUGGAAAGAACUUUCGGGAGCUUUGUCAUGGAACUGAAGCAGCUCAAAAAUACCUUGAAGCUAACCAGGAUGAGGAGAUUCCAGUAAGACUUCAGGACGUUGAUCCAGCAGGCUUCCCACUCUUUCUCGAUUCCAGGCGAUGGUUGCUCAUGUUGGAUGCCUCUCUGGAAGGGCCCCACUUCUUCAAGAGAGAUGAUGGGGGCCGUAUGACCGAAGAGAUACCCGGAUGGAUGGAGAAUGAUGGCCCGGUGACAUUCAUCCCUACAUAUUCUGACCUGGAAGACGACUCUUCUGACGAUGAUGAGGAAUUCGAAGGUGGAAAGGAGCUUGGCAAAUUGAAAGAGGCAAUAGAUGCAGCUGAAGAUAGCGGGCGACUCCAACACGACCGGCGCACAAUGCGACAAGAAGUAACGUAUGAAGUGUUCUGCACUGAUUUGUGGAAACGGGUAAAUCGAGGAAGAGUGGACUACCACCCAACGUUAGUCUGGAUGGAAAUCAUGUCAAUCAUCAAAGGUUCUGUCGAAGCUGUUGAUACAACUGACGGAUUCCUAAGCCGAGAAGAGUACCUCAAAAUCGGCAAGAAGCGUGCUGAGUUUACCGGUAAUCGUGACAAGAUAUAUAACAUCUUCCUAGACUACCAGCACGAGAAACGACAGCGCCACAUGUUCGACGAAUUGGACUUUGUGCACAAUCUGUAUAAGCGACUUGCUAAUGCUGGGGACGUAGACUGGUCCAUACACCAGGUGUAUGUGGAUGAGACACAGGACUUCACCCAAGCUGAGCUUGCGCUGUUGAUCCGCUGCUGCCGUGACCCAAACGAAAUGUUCUUCACAGGAGACACGGCCCAGAGCAUCAUGAGAGGGGUGUCCUUUCGAUUCAAGGACCUCCGCACGUUGUUCCACAAGGCCAGAGAGUCACUGCAACAGAUGGGGAAGAGGACAGCAGUGCAGGUACCCGACAUGUAUCAUCUGACGCACAACUACCGGUCUCACUGCGGCAUACUCGACCUCGCAGCAGGUGUCAUCACACUACUGGAGCGGUUCUUCCCCUUCUCCUUCGACCACCUACCAAAGGACCGAGGCAUCAUGGAGGGACCCAAGCCCCUCUUGCUGCGGGGAUGCUCACAGAACGACUUAGUCACCCUUCUACAGGGAAACCGUAGAGUCACGUCUACCAUUGAGUUCGGAGCUCACCAGGUCGUCCUGGUGGCAAACAGCGAGGCUAAGAAGAAAAUGCCGGAAGUGUUCCACGGAUCGCUGGUACUCACUAUCUACGAAUCGAAGGGGCUGGAAUUCGACGACGUGUUGCUGUACAACAUCUUCAAGGAUUCACAGGCAAACGAAGAAUGGAGGGUUGUGCUGACCCGUAUGGACGAUGAAGUGGUCGUGGCUUCUAAGGUACAGUCACAGGUGAGAUCGGAAGGACUGCUGAAAAUUGAUGAUGACCAGAGCAGUGCUGUCGCACAAGCCAGGCCACUCGACUUCAAUCCGGAGAAGCACAAGGUGUUGAACUCUGAGCUGAAGAACUUGUACACUGCCAUCACUCGUGCGAGGGUGAACGUCUGGAUCUUCGACGAAGACCCAACUAAGCAUGCGCCAAUGUUCAAGUAUUUCCUUGCAGAGCAGUUUGUCGAAGAGCCACAACGGGAUGAGCAAGGUCAGCUCUCCUCCAACAUCUUUGUGAAGGAGUCCACGCCUGAAGAAUGGUGUCAACGUGGUGAGUACUUCUACAAAAAGGAGAGAUGGGAAAUCGCCUUAGACUUCUUCAAGAAAGGAGGAGAUCCGAAGAAGGAGAAAAUGGCCUUGGCACAGCAUCUCGCUCAUCAGGCCAGCCAAGACGCUGCCACGACAAGAGAGAAGCACAGGAUAAGACAGAGGUUCCUAGAGGCAGCGGACCUCUUCUUGCAAAGCGGAAACCAUGUGGACGACAGGGAGGCCCUGGUCAGAGCAGCCAGGUGCCUCACCAACUCAAGGGACUACCAACUGGCAGCCAAGCUAUUUGAACGACUUGGGGAGUUUUCAAGCGCUGCGUACCUAUACCAAAAAGAAAACAUGAAGGUGGACGCCAGUCGCUGCUUCGUGCAAGCCGGAAACUUCAAGAAGGCGGUAAAUUUCUUGAGAAGCGUUGAUGAGUUUGAAGCUGCCGCAGACGUGUCUGAGCAGUACGUCAAGUUGCAAAACAAGUGCAAACAGAAGGGUCUGGAUCCUACUGUUGUUGUUACAGCACCCAUUCACACACCAGAUAACCUUCUCCUGGCAGCCAUUGACCACUACCACAAGCACGUAGAAGAGGAGAAAAUGGUCUCUUGCCUCAACCGCCUACCCGUUGAUACCCGUCUAACCCUUCUCAAGAAGUAUGGUCGUGUGAUGGAGGCAGCAGCGCUUCUGAAAGAAGAAGAAAGGGGCCAGGAAGCGGCCGAGUUGCUGAAAUCAGUGGGAGAGUUUGAGGCUGCCGCCAAAGCAGCAGAUCCUCACCAGAAUCCGGAGUUUGUAGCUGACUGUCUCCUCUACCAAAGUCGGAAGCAGACGAAGAAUAGAACCGUUGGCAUUCAAGAGACCAAGGACAACCUGAUAAGGUGUAUGAAGCUAUAUACCAUAUGUGACAACACUGAGCGCAAAGCCGAAGCUAUGAUGAUGCUUGGAGACUUGACAGGCGACGAGUGCACGCUCAGAAGUGCAAUCCAGCUCUUCGGGACGAACAUACCAGGAGCUACAGAAGCGGCGACCCUGCUGAUACAGAAAAGGAGGACCUUAUCGUUGAAAGAAAUUCGAGUCAUCCUUGUGCGGCUGGAAAGCCUCUUUAGUCUUGUAAGGGCUCUCCUGCUCGCAGGGUGACAGUGCGCAGAGCAGGAAUGGCUAACGACUUGUGAUCUGUUCUACGGAGUGAAAUGCACAGACGUCAGCAAUACGACAUUUAAUGCCUCUGAAGAACCGCGAAUUUUAGAUAUCAUUGACAUAGGGUCGUCAGGGAGAAGCGAGUCCACAAAGAAGAUGAGCAUUCAUGAAGCAAGGGCAUACAUGGCCAGUGACCUCCUCCGAAACGCAGAACAGUUCAAGGAGAAACUCCGACUGAUGUUACAGACAAUUGCAACAAGCAAUAGAGUAUGUUCUUUCUACACUGCUGGUUUGCGUUGCCCGAAAGGAGAUGAUUGUGCCUACCAACACCGACCAUAUGACAAGGGCACUCUAAUGUCUUUUCUGGAAGCAACAGUCCUUCUCAUAAAGGUUCAUGGAGUCUUCGACCGGGGAUAUGAGGCAAUCAAAACCAGUCCUUGGGAAACGGUACAACAGGCUGUUGCUGUCCACAGUGAUCGUGGUGCAGAGAGAAGCAGGUUAUGCGAUGACCUGUACUACAUCCUCUUUCCAACACACGGCCAUCAAAGGCUUCUCACUGAAAAGUCCCCACUAGUCAAAGAGGUUUUCAGCAAGUUCCAGGGUGAUGCAAUCGUCACCUUGUGUAUUCGUGACUAUGCCCAGUCUCUGUGGGAUUCCGCCAGUCCCAGCGACCAAAGAUCAAACACGGACCUGUUGAUCAAGAUUGCCAACCUGUUUCUACUAGCCAAAGAACCGCCAAAUAACUUUUCGAGUCUUCUCGUGUCUACUGAGAAGGGGUUCGAAGAGAAGGCCAUGAAAAGACUUCACCCUGAGAGGAUCCCGCGGCACAUUGGUAUGAUCUGCGAUAAGGUAGGUCGAAAUCCUCCUUUGUUCUUCAGUUUCAUGAGAAGACUAGAGGAAUUCGUCGAAAACAUCUACGAAAGAGGAGACAUUCUGUCUUCAUUAGGCAAAAUGAAGGCCUUCAUGGGUUUCUUGGCGAAGAGGGCACUGGAGCCACUGAUUCCAUCCUUUGCAAACACUUGCUUCUUCUUGGAGCUACUUCUUGUAAUCUGUUACUCCAUGUAUGCCAAGAUGAAUCAACACAUGAUGCUCUGUCUCCCUGCGAGUUACAUCUCUAUGGUCCAUUUGUGUGAUCGCCUGUGGAGCAGGGAUAAAGGCUUUAUCUAUUCGGCCAUCCAACGACUCCCUUUCAAGAAGGACGUGAUCCUCAGGAAGGUUGAAGAGUGCAUUUGGUUCAUCAUAAACAUCAUUUGCCAAGGCGAGAAAUAUCCGCAGUUUAACGUCAUCGAUGAUGUCUUCCGUCCAAACGUCCCUGACUAUGCCGACAGCGGGGAGAUGGAAAGAGUCUUCAUCUUGGCAUUAGUGCUGAUUUGCGGUUGUGGUGGGCCUGUGCCAAGGGAUGCAGAGUUGCCUUUGCGGAAAGUUCUGUACAAGAUCAGCAUCAAGAAGCACUUUCCGCAAAGACUUGCGGAUGCCGUCAGAAAAACAAGAGCAGCCAAUGGAAUACGCGAUGUUGCGUUCGUUCUGAAAGACCUGCUGAAGGCCAGGGACCAGGAACACCUACGGCACUGCUUCUGGAGAUACCCUGACAGAGGGACGAGAGGUAUCUACAAAGGACUUAACUUUGAGGAAGUGAAACCUGAAAUGUUUAUCGGAUGCUUUUGGCAAAAGGUACCGUUAGAAUCCCGGAUCCACGACGAUGAUGAUGCUGUAACUGAAGUCCACGACAGCUCAGGAAGUGCCCGCGCACACACCGACGUGUGCGAGACGUCUAACGUUGACGUCCUCGUGCCCGCGCCACAGGGCAGCGCAGGAAUUGACAUUGCAGAGAUGGAAGACGCUUCACAGGAUGAUGAAGAAGGGGAGGAGUAUUAUGGCCAAAAAGAGGAUGACGUCAUCAUUGAAAGUGAAGAGGAAGAGGAAGAAGAGUUGGUUGGUGGUGGCGAUAUGUAUGAGAGGAUUCGGCAACAACAAGCUGAUGAAGAACGAAAGCAGAAGGCAGCGAGCAAAAUCCAGAAGUUUUGGCGCUCACACCGCAAAGUCUGGCCUAAGAAGGAUGCGACAGAAUUAUCACACAGGAUUGCAAACGUCGAACGGCAAAUGUCAGCGCAGCGUGACGAUCUGCGUGAAUUCAAACUUGACGACACGGGGUGUCGAAUCUGCGGCGUCACCUUCGAAUCUCGUCCGCAUAUCCGAGAUGAGGUGCAAGACCGGGAAGAAGAUCAGGAAAGGGAAGAAUGGGACGAAGGUGCUGGAGAUACUAAAGCAGAAGAAGAAGUGAAGAAGCGAGAUGUCAUUACUCGCGAGAAGCAUUUGCAGGAUUACAAACAUUCAGAGAAUCUUAGCGAGUUUGGUCUCUUCAAGCAAUUCUACACCACGGGUGUGGUUAGAGUCCAGGACCUGCUUGACAAGUUCAUACCGGAAGCAGAAACCGACAAAGAAGGAGCCGUCACGUUGGAAAUCCAGAGGGUAAAGACAGCAAACGACUUACUUUGGAAGCUGCUAGAGAAGAUAAAAGAUGAAUGUGCUUGGAGCAAGAGACACGAUGCCUCCAAAGCACUUCGCGAAGUAGAAGAGGCUCUGGAUGCCUUUAGCGGAGCAAAGCGUCGCAUAGAGAAACAGGUCGCUGAAGAGGGUGCGUUAGCAACAAUGGUGGAUGAAGAAGGGAAAGAGUUCGGCAACCUCGACGACGAGGACUCCAUCAUUGCCAUUGGUGGGAACAAGAACAUAUCAGGGAAGCAUCAACGCAAAAAGAAGAGUGGCCAUAGAAGGAAGAAGAAAAGCUGUCUCCAAGCAGAGGUGGUGGGGGAAGUUCUAAACACAAAAGGUCCGCUACAGUGACAACGAAACCCCCCACAAAGCCCAUUAACGAACUUAACAUUGGUCCCAACAAUAGUAAUAGUAAUCUGUCUACCAAAAAUUAUAAGCAACAUUUUACAAAUACUUGAGUUAUUUUGCUAACAACCCACAAACACAAAAGGUGCAUUAACAUGACGCACG